UGGAAAAAUGUUUUUUGAUUUUUCUUUUUCUUCAGAUGUCUGAAGAGUUGGUAAAGCAGUUGAGCAAUUAUAAAGCUCAGCUGCAGCAGGUGGAAGCGGCGCUCUCUACAGAUCCAGAUAAUGAAGAUCUGCUUAAACUACAGAAGGACCUCCAGGAGGUGAUUGAGUUGACAAAAGACCUGUUGACAUCACAGCCGGUGGAGGGUGCAACCAGCACCAAAAGCUCAGAGGCAGUCGCUCCCACUCGCAGCUGGAGGGUCGGAGACCAUUGCAUGGCCACCUGGACCCAGGACGGACAGGUAUAUGAAGCAGAAAUUGAAGAGAUUGACACUGAGAACGGCACAGCAGCCGUCACCUUCGCUGGCUAUGGUAAUGCAGAGGUGUUGCCGCUUCAUGUGCUCAAACCAGUGGAGGAAGGCAGGAGCAGAGAAGACGAGGGGGGAAAGCCCAAAUCCAAGAAAGAGCUGCUGGCAGAGCAGAGGGAAUAUAAGAAGAAAAAGACCCAGAAAAAGGUGCUGCGCAUGAAGGAGCUGGAGCAGGAGAGAGAAGAUCAGAAAUCCAAAUGGCAGCAGUUUAACAAUAAAGCCUAUUCCAAGAAUAAAAAAGGACAGGUGAAGAGGAGUAUAUUUGCAUCUCCAGAGAGUGUGAAUGGAAAAGUUGGCGUUGGCACGUGUGGUAUCGCAGAUAAACCCAUGACCCAGUACAAUGACACUUCAAAAUAUAAUGUCAGGCACCUAAUGCCCCAGUGAUCUCCCUUGUGUUCUGUCUGUUCCCAUCUGUAAUCACCAAACAUAAAAAUGAAUCAAACUGAAACCCACUUAGAAAUCAUAAACAGAUCUGAUUGGACAUGAAAUAAAUAUAGUAACACAUUUCCCUCGUUUUGUUUCUAGUAAUAGUGGGUGUUUAUUCUGUGGAUGUUGGAGCUGUUCUGUACUGAACGAGUCUCUGGAUGUUGUAACUAAUAAAACAUCAGUCCUCAGUGAAGCACAACUCCUGGUUAGUUUUACAGGUUUUUUUCCUCAUGCUCUCAGGACCAAGUCUGCAG
Sinocyclocheilus anshuiensis is the source of this 1045-nucleotide messenger RNA. It is a transcript of the gene smndc1, whose product is annotated as survival motor neuron domain containing 1. The record is from RefSeq and is a predicted model, not a curated record. The transcript is spliced from 5 exons. The coding region runs from base 36 to 749 and encodes 237 amino acids. Gene Ontology annotation, biological process: regulation of alternative mRNA splicing, via spliceosome; mRNA processing. Gene Ontology annotation, cellular component: nucleus; precatalytic spliceosome; cytoplasm. Gene Ontology annotation, molecular function: RNA binding. NCBI's taxonomy places the organism in Eukaryota, Metazoa, Chordata, Actinopteri, Cypriniformes, Cyprinidae.